UUUCAUCAAAUCAUUAAUUCUUUGUGAAGAAUGUUUAGAGCUUUGAGUACAAGGAGAAGAAGCCAUAAGGGUUAUGAUCAGUUAACUGAUGCAGAUAAGCACUCUAAUACUGCUUUGCUGCCUAAGUUGAGUAGGGCCAGAAGCUUGCCCGCUAAAUUUCUCAGUUCAACCAAGAAUCUAAAUCUUGUUCCAAGGCCAAGUACUAAUCCGACCGAGCAGGUUAAGAAGGCCAGUAAGGUUCAUCCCUUUUUCAGUCUUUUUGAAAGCAGGAAAAGGAAGAAGGCAACAGCAAAACCUGAAUUCUCAAGGUAUAUGGAGUAUGUCAAGGAGGGAGGUAUAUGGGAUGUCAAAGCAAAUAUGCCUGUUAUAUACUAUAAAUGAACACGCUUAAUUUGUUCUAUACAUAUAUAUGUAUCGCACUUACAUGAGUUUAAUUGGGUAGAAAUGUACUGAUGAGCUGAGAUUUUGUCCGUGAUUGGAAUCGAAUUAUUCAGGUGGUUAAGAAAAUAUAUAUACUUGUGUGUUUUUACUCUAUCAUCUUAAAUUUUGGAUGAGCAGAUCUUAAAAGUAAAUAUAUAUCGUAGUUCAAGUCUAA
Molecule: messenger RNA, 595 nt
Organism: Olea europaea var. sylvestris
Lineage: Eukaryota; Viridiplantae; Streptophyta; Magnoliopsida; Lamiales; Oleaceae
Exons: 1
Coding region: 31-381 (116 amino acids)
Source: RefSeq, a predicted model, not a curated record